Molecule: messenger RNA, 1143 nt
Organism: Aspergillus clavatus NRRL 1
Lineage: Eukaryota; Fungi; Ascomycota; Eurotiomycetes; Eurotiales; Aspergillaceae
Exons: 2
Coding region: 1-1143 (380 amino acids)
Biological process (GO): anaphase-promoting complex-dependent catabolic process
Cellular component (GO): anaphase-promoting complex
Source: RefSeq, a predicted model, not a curated record
AUGCUUUCUCUGCCCCUCAUCACCCCUCGCGAUUCGCAUGACCUCUGGUUCGGCUCCUCGCAACCCUACCGCACCUCCCACCAACACCACCAAACCACCACCGACACACCACCACUCCCAACCCCACGCCGCAAUGGAUCACAUCCCAACGGACGCGCCUCCUCAAGCCCCAGCAACAGCCUGUCGACGCUCCUCCUCGAGGAGCGCGCGCUGCGCGCCCGCAAAAACAACAUCGCGUCCUUCGGAUACUCGUGGAUCAAGCCGGCGGGAUGCUCCAAGACCAUGCUGGGGAUGAAGGAGGAGGAGGCGGAGCGCGAGGAGGCGCUUGCGGCCGCCGCGGCGGAGAUGGCCGCUGCCGCUGCCGCGACGGCUGACCCGGCGCUGGAUGAGUUUGGAGAUCCCAUGCAUGACCAGGGCGAUGAGUCGGGUAUGGAGCGGGACUUGGACGAUGAUAUCCCCGAUGCGGAUGCGGAUGGGCUGGUGGAGGAAGGAGAUGAGGGCUUAGAGGAGGAGGAUGUCGAGGAUGAGGAGGGGUACAUGGAGAGGGAUCUGGAUGAUGAUAUUCCUGAGGCGUUCCCGGAUGAUGAGGAGGAGGAGGACGACGAGGAGGAUGAAGAGGCGCUGGAAGAUCACGAAGGCUUCGAUGACCAACCAGAUCUGGAUGAUGAGAUUCCCAGCGCAGCAAACGACUAUGACGAGGAUGACAUGAGCGACCUCGAAGAGGAAGAGGAAGAAGGAGGAGGGGGUGAAGAAGAUAUAAUGGAGCGCGAUCUGGACGACGAGAUCCCUGAAGCAGCCGAAGACGGAUCACAAGAGGAAGAUGAAUGGCAGCACACCGAUACCGAUGCCGAGUUUGACGACGCUGACGAUCAGAGUUUCGCCCAUGAUCACUUCGCGCCGAACUUUCGAGCCAGCACCGCCAGCAGUCGCGGCCUUCCACCCCCGUCCGCUCAGCGCAGCCGAGAAACAGAAGCCCAGCGCCGGUUCUUGCAGCGCUGGAGCGGCGGCGGUGAUGCCCUUGACACCAGCGGCAUGAUGCUCGAUGAAGAUGACCUGCGUGCUUCGGUGACGAGCCAGACAAGUCGGCGGAGUAUCUUUGGCAGAUUUCCGCGACGGCGCACGGGGAGGGAUAGCCUGGAGUAA